Molecule: messenger RNA, 870 nt
Organism: Entamoeba dispar SAW760
Lineage: Eukaryota; Evosea; Mastigamoebida; Endamoebidae
Exons: 1
Coding region: 1-870 (289 amino acids)
Source: RefSeq, a predicted model, not a curated record
AUGGAAACACUCAUAGCAAAGUAUGGAAAAGAAAUAGCUAAAGAAACAAUAGAAGAUGUGUUUCAACGAUGUAAUGGAAAUCUAGAUGAUUGUCAACAACAAAUCGAUGAGAUGUUAACAACUAAAAUAGGAGAAAGAACAGAAAAACAAGAAGAAAAGAAAGAUAAAACUCCAUUUACAUCAUCAUACCACACAACCCAACAAAAUCCAAGUAAUACACAAUCUGUAUUUAAUUUGAAUCAACUUGAAACAAAACAUUAUGACAUUAACUCACAAGCAUUCCAAAUUAAAAGACCAACUACUCCAAAAACACAACCAAUUAAUUCAUCUAUAUUACCUAAAUUUUUUAAUACACCAAAUCAGGAAAUUAAUCAAUCAAAACCAAUUCAACCAAUUCAAUCAAAACCAAUUCAACCAAUUCUACAAAAACCAACAAUUCUACAAAAACCAAUUCUACCAAUUCUACCGAAAACAACACCAAUUUACUCAACACCAACAAUCCAACCAUAUUCAACACCAACAAUUCAACCAUAUUCAACACCAACAAUCCAACCAUAUUCAACACCAACAAUAAAUAAUAUAAAAAAACCAAUAAAAGAAGAAAGUGAAUAUUUAAUAGAACAAUCUAAUAGUGUAAUUAAAUCAAAAAAAGAAUUAACACCAAAAGUUAUAGAAAAAAGAACAGAAACUACUGUACAAACAAGAGAUAAUAAAAAAGAAGAAGAAAAAGAAAUUGAAAGAUUAAAAGAAGAAAAUAAAAUAAUGAAAAAAAUGAUACAAGAACAAAGAAUAGAAAUUAAACAAUUAAAAGAAAAGACUGAAGAAUCCAAUCAAUUAAUACGUCAAAUACUUCAAAUAUUAAGUAAAUAA